Messenger RNA from Penicillium nucicola, 2457 nucleotides. RefSeq lists its product as uncharacterized. Gene Ontology annotation, molecular function: DNA-binding transcription factor activity, RNA polymerase II-specific; zinc ion binding; sequence-specific DNA binding. The transcript has 4 exons. NCBI's taxonomy places the organism in Eukaryota, Fungi, Ascomycota, Eurotiomycetes, Eurotiales, Aspergillaceae. Gene Ontology annotation, biological process: positive regulation of transcription by RNA polymerase II; DNA-templated transcription. The record is from RefSeq and is a predicted model, not a curated record. Bases 1 to 2457 code for a protein of 818 amino acids.
AUGUCCGCGAGUCCGGACAACUCAACAGUCGCAGGGCUGAAGUCGCCGGAUUUGCAUUCCUUGGAGCCACCCGACGGUCGCAUUGCGCACACGUUAACCGCCUGCACAAGGUGUCGACAGAGAAAGUCCAGGUGCGAUCCUGGUAUUCCACGAUGUGCACCCUGUGAACGAAGCAAUGCCAAGUGUGUAUACUACGACUCGACACGAGACUCCACGAUACCACGGACCUACAUCGUGUCGCUAAGAGAGAAAGCCCGGUCGCUCGAGAGAGAGCUCGCCCAGGCCCAGAAAGAGAUACAACAUGCUGCUGAUGCAGAGUUGAUGGUGCGGGGCGCCGGGCGCAUACGAUUUAAAGAGAACGACGAGGCUAGAUAUCUUGGUCCUUCAAGUGGCAUCGCCAUGACUCGCUUGGUCAUGGAGAUGGCCAAGCAGAAUACAGAUUCGAAAAGCAUCAAGGAUGUUGUCCCCGAGUUUACCGCCCAAGAGAUUAAAGACGCCUUUGCGCAAGAAGACUCGAAACCUACCUCCAAAAUAUAUCCAAUGAUCAGUUCUAUCCCACAGGCGAACUUACCUCCACGGAACCUGACAUACAAGUUGAUUGAUCUCUUUGUUGCGAAAUCACAAGCACUCCUCCCAACCUUACACGAGCCCACAUUCAGGCAAGAGGUAGAAGAGGUCUUCAAUGGCUCCACGGAUCCUUGUCAAAAUUUCCAGUUACGGAUGGUUAUCGCCAUUAGCAUGCAGAAACUCAGUACUGAAUACGCUGGCCUCGCUGAUAGUUAUUAUCUGGCGGCCUUACCCUAUCUUGAACCCACUCUGAAACGAAUGGAUGUUAGGGCUCUGCAAUGCCUCGUGCUUAUCGCAUCCUAUUCGAUGUUAACACCAACUCGAACUGCUGCAUACUGGGUCGUGGGGACAGCGGCCAAACUUUGUCAAGACUUGGGAUUGACCGAAGAAGUUACCGUGACAAAAUCUCCUUGUGGACAGCCUUUGAACCCCCUCGAGAUCGAUAUGCGAAGAAGGCUAUUUUGGAUUGUUUCAUCCAUGGAGUUGGGGCUUUCCCACAGCCUGGGUCGUUGCAACAGCUACAGUGUCAGUCAUGAUCACAUCAAUGUCAAGUUCUUCGAUCUUGUGGAUGACCGAUACAUCACCACCGAGGGCAUCACCCCAGGCGCGAAACCCGUUCUGGCAAAGUGCAUUGCAGUUCACUUUUUCAAGAUGCGAUUACUCCAAUUAGAAGGCAGGCGAACGCUCUAUUUGAACCGACGAGAGACUCCAGUUGACGAUCAGGACCCAUGGUACUCUCAAAUGUUAGCCAAACUCGAUCACUGGAUGGCUACUUGUCCAAAGAAUGACGAUGGCAGUGGAUUAAAUGUGAAGUGGUUCCAAGGAAGGCGAAACACAAUUGUCAUUCUCAUGUACAGACCAUCGCCUCAGAUUCCUGAACCCAGCGUCAAUGCUGCAAAAACAUGCUACGAAGCAGCCAUUUUCAACAUUUCUAUGCACCGAGAACAGAUGCUCACUGGGUCUGUCGACCUGACGUGGGUCUUUGUGCAAGCUCUAUUCAUGGCCUUGAAUACUGUCCUCUGGACUCUCUCCUACCCUGAGAUUCGAAAAGAGCACACCAUCGAUGAAGUCCAAACCCACCUUGAUAUGGCACUUGAAGUGAUAGUCUACUCCGCCGAACGAUGGCCCGGAGUCCAGUCCGCUUUGCUUCUCUAUAAACGCCUUGUUGCGGCAUGUUUGAAAGCUUACAGCACGGAAGAGUCAUUUGUUGUGCACUCACCCUCUAACCAUCCUACUCCAACUUCUUCGCAAGGGGUCACGACUCCGCCGGCCAUGUCAAGUCCAUCAAGCAGUACGACUGCUUCCUAUUAUUCUCAUAAUCAUCGCGGAGGAAACCUAUCAAUCGGCGAUACUGCCUCUAGUGGUACUUACUCCCGGGGACAAUCUACCGAUCCUAGUUUCUCGCAGGAGCCCACCCCACCGGCGAUGGCUCCGGUGCCUCCUGAGCCAUUUAAGCAACCACCAAUACCAUCCGUCUCCGCUGCCCUUGGAAUGCCACCCCCUUCCGCCCCGACACAACAUUAUACAUCAGAUUCUUAUGUUGGCCCAACCUCGCUAUACCCCGAUAUAUCCAUUGACCCCAAUACUCCUUAUAACUCAAUUCCUUCUGUCGUUCCCGGGUUACAAGGGUGGGACCCUAACUUUUCACUGGCGUCUACAACCGCGGGUCAUUUGGCAUACGUUGAUGCGUCUGUCGAUCCCAUGAACUGGACGACAUCUAUUGGAGAUCAAUACUCGCAGUAUUUCAAUGAGCCAUUCCCGGUGCCUUCCUGGCGCGAACGAACCCUCAGCCAGCAAGAGCAAAUCGAGCUUUUGGCAUCUCUUGAGCACGAUAUACCCGAUGUAUCUGCCCAAUUGGUGAAUGAGUACAAUGCUUUCUAUCAGUCAUAA